UGUGAUCUAAACCAGAUUUCUGAAGAUACCAACUCGCUCCUCCUCAUGUGUAGGAGGGAAAGGCCUUGAGCCACGGGCCUUCCCUGAUCUGUCGAGGGAAAAAAGACGGAGGAUUUUGCUUUUUAAGUCUAAACAGUUAGGAAAAAUAGCACCGAGCCGAGGCUGAAUAGAUUAAAAGGAUUUAGGAGCGACCCUAUUUAAGUUGGAGAGAGAGCAGUCGCAGGACGAGAGCUGUUACAGAUGUUUAGACGCUAACAGGAGAAACAAGACGUGCAACUUCCAAAGCAAACAGAUCUCUACAGAUCCUCUGACAUGGUUCAGUAUCUGAUGUGAGGUCUGAUCCCCUCUUGUGGCAGGCGUCUGUGCUGCACCCAGCAGAGGAUGCAGCUGGUUGUCAUGGCAGCAGUGCUGGCGCUGGCGGGGGCGGGGCAGGGUUGCAGUUACGGCUGUCAUCCAAAGAACAUCAGCAUCUCUGUGGAGAGCUGUGGCAUCACUGAGUUCAUACUCACCACCAUAUGUGAAGGACAGUGCUACCUCGAGGAUCCGGUCUACAUCAGCCAUGAUGAACAGAAGAUCUGUAAUGGCGACUGGUCCUAUGAGGUGAAACACAUCGAAGGCUGUCCGGUGGGAGUCACCUACCCUGUGGCCAGAAACUGCGAGUGUACCACGUGUAACACAGGAAACACGUACUGUGGGCGCCUUCCCGGAUACGUACCCAGCUGUCCGUCCUUUUAAACAACCCCGUUGUCCCUCCGCAUUGCUUUUGUGUCCCUUGUCUUGAUAUCAAAAUAAACAGGUAUCAUUUAAA
Messenger RNA from Thunnus maccoyii (southern bluefin tuna), 808 nucleotides. Its product is annotated as gonadotropin subunit beta-1. Bases 382 to 735 code for a protein of 117 amino acids. The record is from RefSeq and is a predicted model, not a curated record. Gene Ontology annotation, molecular function: hormone activity. Gene Ontology annotation, cellular component: extracellular region. Lineage: Eukaryota; Metazoa; Chordata; Actinopteri; Scombriformes; Scombridae. The transcript is spliced from 3 exons.